Molecule: messenger RNA, 1979 nt
Organism: Tuber melanosporum (Perigord truffle)
Lineage: Eukaryota; Fungi; Ascomycota; Pezizomycetes; Pezizales; Tuberaceae
Exons: 4
Coding region: 366-1349 (327 amino acids)
Source: RefSeq, a predicted model, not a curated record
ACACAACACAAACCCUUUGCCCACCACAUAUCAUACCCUGACUUAAUACAUCUUGCCCCAUUAUUGUUAUGAUACAUAGGAUGCACCACGAACGUAAGCCGUCCCUCUCUUCCACACCCACCUAUAUCACCAAGGGGCUCUUUUCCCACACAACGUCCGUGUCAACUCCAGACGAAAACGCUUCAACAACCACUUCCUCCUCCCUUGGUGGUUACUUUUCCUUGUCCCGUUCAACAUCUACCAGUAAUAAGAAGCGGAGACCUUCCGAGGCCGAAGCUGCUGGCUCACAGAAUAGAUACGGUCCUUCUAAAUCUAUACAACAACAUCAGAAUUCUGGGGGACUUGCGUCGUCAACUACUAAGGGAAUGUUUGGUCGAUCUGGUGCUAGAGGCCCGGAGUUUGUUACUACAGGACCUGGUGGACUGGGCGGUGGUAUGGCUAUUGGUGCUGUUGGAGGGAGUGUGGGGAAUGGCCCACAGAGCCCCAAUACUCUCUAUGAAACUGUUCACGAGGUCGCAACGAAACGGAUUGCAACGUUGGAUUACUUGAGGAGAGCGCAUGAAGGGAGGGUCUACUGGUUCAACACUGUUUUGUUCACAAAGGCAGAUUUACAGAGGAUGGUAUAUCAUGAUGGCAAGAAAUUGGCUCGAAGAGCAAACAAUUAUUUCAUCCUCGGCAACUCACUUCCUUCAAUCCUAGACUUGGGAACCUCUUCCCCUCUCGAUUACCUCAAAGCAUUCAACCAUCUUCUCCAGGAAUACGAGACUCACAUAGCACUUCCGCCCUCCCGCCAACCAACCCGUUCCCACAGCUCAUCGAUAUCCUCCAACCACCACUCCCAUCACACGACCUCGACUUUCCCGUCCGUUCGCCUGCCUAAGCUCUUCUCCCGCUCCUCAACAAAGCCUCGUCGUGGAUCUUCUGCGGCGACGUCUAUUCCGACAAUGUCCACAAUCACUCCACCAUCUACUUCAAACUCGGAUGUUACCGCUGCGGAACGUGCUCGCUCCGCCUCCGGAUCAUCCACUGCCCUUCCAGCGGCACCCUCAUUACCCAGUUCGGAGUACCUCUACCUCUCUACUCCUCCUCUCCCUUUCGAGCCGGAUUACUACGAGACCUUUGCCACUCUCUGCGAUGUUCUGAUUGACGCGUACUCCCGUGUGCUGAGCCUCGUCAGUACUCCUGCUGCGUGCGCCCAUGGCGUCGGCGAGGCGUUCCUUAAGGCGGACGGAAAAGUGCGUCGUGUUGUCGUCGCGGGUGUCACUCGGGAAUUUGAAGAUGCUUGUCGUGGGGCGGUAAAGCGGGAGAUUGGAGUUUUGGGAAAAGAGAUACUCUCUGGGAUUAUGUGAUAAGUUGUGGCUUAUGUGUUUUUUUUUAUGACCCCAUAAUUUUCUCCUAUCGUGUAUAUCUUGGGCUUUUUAUUUCUUUCUUCCUACUUACUUUUCUUUGGGUUGUUUUAGAGUGCUAAUUUGUUUUAUUUUUCUCUUUACGGUUGGCUGGCGUGGGGGUUAUGGAAUUGUGUUCUGUUUGCGUUCAUGGUGGUGGGAUAUGUGCUACGUUUUAUGAUAUUGAUGAGUCUGGCAGUCAUGAGUUGUCACUCGUAGAGUGUGGUGUUUGCUGAUCGUGUUCUGUCAAUGUGUGGGGAAGAAUAAUCUGUGUGUAAAGGGAAGAGUGCGAUUGAUUCGGCAUAUCGCUGUACAAUAAAUACUCCAUUGCAUAUAUUAGGCCCUGUUUGGCACACCACUAUAAAAAAACACCCCUACCUUGAAACGGUUUGUAAAACUAGAAAUGAAAAUACGUCAUUUUCCAUAAAUAUUUCUUUGGCACCCCCCUCCCAAAAAAACAAAAAAACAACUUAACAUUUCAGGGUUCAGGAGGGUCAACAUUGGUGGUGGCUAGACUAUUUAUAAAGACCUAAACCUUCACAUCUCACAAUAUAAAUGUCAUGUAUCUCACAAUAUAAAUGUUAUGUAUGAUAA